Molecule: messenger RNA, 2884 nt
Organism: Selaginella moellendorffii
Lineage: Eukaryota; Viridiplantae; Streptophyta; Lycopodiopsida; Selaginellales; Selaginellaceae
Exons: 10
Coding region: 240-1586 (448 amino acids)
Cellular component (GO): plasma membrane
Molecular function (GO): kinase inhibitor activity
Source: RefSeq, a predicted model, not a curated record
CCUAGAGGUGAGGGAAGAGUUUGAAGAAAGCGCCAUCGCCAGGGCCUUUGAUUUUUUGAUGAUGCUCCUCUUGCGUAUCCCUAGGCGCCACGAUGAUUCCGAUGAUCGUCUAGAAAUCCUUGGAUGAAUCAAAGAUUUCUUGAAUCUUUCGAGCAGCACAGGGGUUAUUCGGCGAUCGAUCGAUCGCUUUUUUCUGGAAUCUCGAAAGAUCGAGCGUGAUUCUAGCUUGCGGAGCAUUAAUGGCGAGAAUAUCGAUCGGGAGGGGGAAUGCGGCAGCGGCGGAAUUUCCAUCCGCCUUUUCCUUCGAUCAAGACGACGAUAUGGCAGAUCCAAGCUCCUUGUUCGAUUUCGAUCUGGCUCUCCCUCUCGGCGGGCAGGAUUUCCACCACCGGGCAUCGUCAGCGGGCCACCGGCCAUCGAAAUCCUCCUCCGAUUCCAAGGAUUUCGAUUUCAAGCUGUGCAUGUCGACUCCGGAUCUCCUCCAAGAUCCGGCCUCUUCCUCUUCCUUGCGGAGCACUCUCAUCUCCCCGGCCGACGAAUUGUUCUACAAGGGCAAGCUCCUCCCUCUCUAUAUGUCAGAGCGCCUCCAUCUCUCCAAGAAUGUAGGCGCGGAUUUGGAGAAAUCCAAGCCGCCGAGCAGCAGCGAUCACUCCUCAAUCGCGGUCUCCUGCUACCUCCACCGCGCCGGCGUCGACAUCAACAUGGUCCUGGAGGAGCCGAGUGACGAGAGCAGCAGGGAGAGCUCCAGGAAUUCUCGCGAGAAGGACUCCUCCUCGUCCGGCGGCGAGGAGGAUUCGUCAUCGUCAUCGUCCGGGCAAGCGGCAGUAGCGAAGAACUCCAACACGGGCGGCGGCGAGAGUGUAAGUGGUCGUUUUAGAUGGAGCCUUCUUUCGCUUGGUGGCGGUGGCGGUGGCGGCCAGAGAAGGAGCUCCAAAGUCACGGCCGGGGGAAAGAAUUCCUCCUCCUUUUCCACUGGCUGCGAUCAGCAAGGUGGUGGUGGUGGUGGUAGCAGCGUUUGCAAGUCGUGUGGGCAGAGGCAGGGAAAGUCCAUGACCGAGGCCCGGGACUUUUCUACGUGGGAGAGAAAAAGGUUUGACACAUUCUCGAGCUCGCCCCAUGCCGGUCUUCACGAAACCAGGAGCCGGGACAAGUUUUUUAUGCCGCGCCACAGCACUGGAGCGAUCUCCUCGGGUGGGUUUGACGCGCCCACCAACAAACCAGCGGCGGCGUAUCAAAGUCUUUUGAGGGCUAAAGAAUUCUGGCGAAAGUACUUGAAGCCUUUCAUCUCCAGGACGUCGCAGCAUCACAGGUCGUAUAUUAGGCCGCCAGAAGUUCCACUUCCAGUUGAUGGUCUUGGCGGCGGCGGAGGAUCCCCCUCUUUGUCCGACAAAUCUUCCACUUCUUCAUUGUUUUUCUCAUCCGGGGGUUUCAAGGGGACCAGGCAAAGGCCCAGCAGAUCGACCACUGUCACUCCGAUAGCUUCACCGACACACAGUGGCGUGCUCCUCGCGGUCCCGGCUCCAGUCGCGAAUGAUCACGAUGUGCAAGGGGCGAUCGCUUACUGCAAGCAAUCCCGAGCGAGCUGAGGAAAAGGUAGAAAAGAUAGAAAGGCAUCGCUGGAGGAAGAAAGAGUGGUGCCAUCUAUAGGUGGAAACUCUAUGUUUUAGGAGGGGACCAUGGCAUGGCUUCUUUACCUCAUGAUGCAAGCGUUCCAUGUGGAAGUUGCUCGCUCAAAGUGAACCAAGGAAGACCCCACUGUACGAGAAAUCGAAGCUCGCUCUAGCCACAGAGAAAGAAAAGAUGAGGAAGGAAAAAAGGGAGGAAGUAUUGCUAAGGACCACGGACAAGUUCCAAAGACUCUCUUUUUUUAUCUUUCUCUGUUUUCAUUUUGUUCCUUUUUCUCCCUUGAUUGAUCAAUGCCUGCAGCUGCAGGUCUGUUUCCUCCAACCAACGAAUUGUCCUGUGAGAUUUGCAGUCGAGCCAUCACCACAUUAUUUAGCUGCAGCAGCUUUUGUUGCUGUCCCGCGGCGGAGAUCCUUUUUAAUCUUUGAGGGACGUCGUCACUUAUCAUAUGCUGUACGCAACAGCGAGAGCACACUUGAGAGCACACCGGUGUUUAAAACUAAGUGUGCAGCCAGACCGCUGUGAUGGAGGAGUCGUCGGCCUCCCCGGCAUUGACACUACAGAAGACAACGAAAUAUGCAUUUCAUGUGCAGGGAAAGAGAUGUGCCAAGAAAGAGAUAUGCUCGGAAUUGACAAAUUAACAGCUCCAAGCAGAUUGUUGGGCUUGUAACUUCAGUGCUGCUGCGUGUCGAGCUUUUUAUCGGCCCAGCACAGCGACAAGAUGACAUGGGAGGGACGAGAUUAAGAGCGACCAACGUUCUCCUAAGCGGCCGAGAAAGAAGGAUUUUCAAAGGUUCUCUUCUGGAAAGCAUGGAAAUAUCCCAGGCGGCGGACACGAUUGGUGGUGGCAGUACCUCGCUCGAUCACGGACUUGUCUCAUCGUCCCAACGCAAAAGCUGCCUCACACUCUCUCCCGUGAAAGGAAGGAGACGUAAGGGCGGAGCGCUUGAAUUUACGUGCCAUUUGCGAGCCAGGCAAGCAUCCAAAACGUCGGAAACGACAGGGGGAGCAUGGAAGUCACUGCAGCGUGGCCGUCGUGCCCGUGGAAUCGCGAUCUUCGUCCGGCUCAAACAGAAUCAAUCUCUCGAAUCUCGUCGACGCUGCUGCUGCUCCCUCCGAUCGAUUCGAUGGAAAAGCCGAGAAGACGAAGAAGAAACAGCACAAGCUCCGCGCGCUCGAUAUUUUCAUGCAUCGCUCGUCGUGUUGCCGAUCGUCUUCUCGGAAAGAUUUGCCAGCAAUAACUGAAAAAUCUCGGCGUAAA